Schistosoma mattheei is the source of this 3294-nucleotide messenger RNA. NCBI's taxonomy places the organism in Eukaryota, Metazoa, Platyhelminthes, Trematoda, Strigeidida, Schistosomatidae. The record is from the annotation of a GenBank genome assembly.
GCUCCGGGUGUGGCCCCCUAAGAGAACCAUCCGCUUCGGUUUGGGCACCCGAGCAGUAUCACAGCUCUCGCACAAACCAAAUGAGAUUUUUUGGCGCAUAUGUAUUUGGUGCCUCCUUGUACCAAUAUCCAUGUGUUCAAAUCAUAACAAUACUGUCAAAUCAUAUAACUGAGUGUUUCGUAAACUCUCUGCUAACCUAUCUUUAGUUAACAUCUUGUGGUUUUUUGUUACGUUAUUUUGAAAUUUACAAAACCAUAUACGCAGAAGUUCUUAAGUGUCGAAUAUUUCUAACAAUGAUAGGUAUUUUAACCGUCCUAUUAAUCACUGAUGCGGUAAACACAUUACGUCUUAAGGGGAAAUGGAAUCCAUCCAACAGAUAUUUGUUUUUGACAAAGUUUGGCUUUCAACGGACUCAAGUUGAUGAACUUGAGGCCACAAGGGGUUAUAUUUAUGGGACAGUGAAGCUAGAAAACGUGUCAAAUACACAUAAUUUGACAGACCUUGCUACAUUGGUUUUGGUUGACGGUGAGUUCAUUAUGGAUCUUUAUGGAAACGCCACAGAAUCAAUAUGGACACAAAAUGUAACUGGUACGACAUAUCAGGAAAGUCAGUGGCUCAUAGAAACUGAACGUUGCAACAAAAUGUUUGAUAAAAUCAACUCUCUUGCUUGGCACAAAACGUGUUCCCCCACAGGAGAAAUGGAUUUACUUCGAUCCGUACCCUGUUCUUCAUCUGGGCUUUGCGCGGAGGAGGAUGAUCCUGAAAGUGUAGUACCGAAUUCACAAUUUACUUUUAUUGUGCAAGACCUUCGGCAACCACGUUAUUGGUAUUUGAGUUUGGUCGCAUGUAAACGUAAUUUAACUACAUGUAAAUGGGAGACUACUGCAAUUCCUCGUCAUUCAAAUUCAUCAUUAUCAUCGUCAUUAACUUAUUCCUUAUUAACAGUGAUUUAUGAUAUAUGGCUUGUUAAUGGUGAACCAAAAUUACAGUCUUUCAAUCAAUUUGAACAUCAUUUCUCUUUUGAAACACAUGGAAUCGCACAAAUGUUUUUUAUAUUUCUGUCACUCUAUAUUAUUUUGAAUAUAACAACACAUAUCAAACUGGCCAACAACCGUUCACUUCAUGUUUGCCUCUACCUUACUCAUCUUUGGUUGGCUAGUCUGGGAACACUGUUGGCUGCUGUUCACUGGGGUGUUUUUUCAUUCGAUGGUCUGGGACUAGGUCUGAUUUCAGAGCUGGGAACAGUAAUUACACAAUGGGCAGACUCAGUGUUCCUAGCUGUCCUAUUGUGUACAUGUCAAAUGGGUUUCAGUCCUCAAUGUCCGUCAAUCGCAUUCCAAUCUUGUGAUACUUCCAAAGCUCUUCGUCCACCAACCUCCAAAGUUUUUUCCACUUUACCAACCGGAUUCCUCCAUCUUGGUAAAUUUAGUCAUAAAUUGUACAGUUACGAUCCUAUCCAAGAAAAGAUUUAUGCUAGGCCAUCAACUAAUCAGGAAAAGUCCACAUCAUUUUGGCCAUAUGUAAUUUUAUUGGUUACUCUGUUGGUCGGAGUCAAAACUUUACUGUAUAUAUGGGCUAUGUUUGAUAGAGACCCUGUAAUCGAUUUUUCUGUUUGGAAUACAGUACCUGGUUGCUUAUUGUUAGCCUUAAGAAUUUGCCUAGUGUUCUGGAUAUUAGUAGUUGUAGGACGCAGGCAUUUUAUAGCACAGAUUUGCUCUGAGUCGUACAAUAUGGAUCUAUGUAUCUUGGGGCCAAAUAUUAAUACAAUGCAAUUUGCCGCUGGUUAUCUCCUGUGGAUUGUUAUCUUACCAUUAGUAGUGUUUAUCGGUGAGACGAGUGUAUCUCCCUUGUGGCGAACAAAAACUAUAUCAAUAAUAUGCUUCUCUACUGAUUAUGUUGCGGCUGUUGCGUACGCUUGUCUUUUAUGGCGUUCGAACUCACUUUUGGAUGAAAACGUGUUGGGUCAUCGUUGCUCAAUGUAGCUUUAUUCUUCCCUUCCUUUCUGUUUUCCUACCCUCUCCUCUCUGUUUGAAUCCUGAAAAUCAUUUUGAUGUUUAUUAUAUUCUACACUGUUAUUAUUAUUAUUGCCUUUUUAUUUUCAGUCUAUCUGUUAAAUUUGUGCAUUAUCAACAGAUCUAUACAGAUGCUUCAGAAAUAUGAUUUUUUAAGCGUUGUUUUUUGUAUUGAUACCAUGUGGAUUAUAUUCAUUAUUUGCUAUUUUGGAAUUUCAAGAUGUAUGUUCAUUGGUUUCUUCAUUCUUUAUUUCCAUGUUCACAUUAGUGGAUUGCCAAUCCUUUUUUUCCUCAGUGUUUUUUGUUAUUUAUAUAUUUGCUCACAAUUAGUUUUGUGACUAGUGAUUGCAUAACAGAUAAGUGGAUUUUGGUCUCCUCACUUUAUGUACUAUUUAACUAUGACAGUGGUAAUAUGACUUAACUUUAAAUAUAAUGUACAUUUUUAAAAAUUUCGGUGAACAGUUCACAAUACACGUAAUAUAUUAUUACUUUGUACAUUUUCGGAUUAUAGUUUAUUUAUUAAAUUGUGUUCAUUUGCAAUAGUGUGUUCAACUGAUGGAGAAGCAGUUUAUUUAGUACAAUUAUUAUCAUAUGUGCUUCAUAGAGAAAGGCACAUUGUACAAAUGUAUUCUCUAUAGUAGGCUGUUUUUUAGAGUUAACCACCAUUUAACCAAUGAAAAUAUACUAACAUCUAGUAUAAUUUAUUUCUCGGUCAUAUAAAUGAAAAGUGGUGUACAAGUAAUACGUUUUUAAAGCUAAUUUUAUCCAACAUAUCGACUGUUCUUAUUACAUUACUCAGGUUUCCAAAACUAGUCAGAAACUGACUAAUAAAAGCGAACAAAGCCGCUUGCUUUUAAGUUAUGAAUGUACUAGUCUUAAAUAAGUUGAUUAUUUAGGGGUAUACCAUUCUGUUUAAUCGCCUCAUAGUACAGACAGACCUAAUUUUGUUGGUCAGGUUAGAGUCCCUUAAAAUAACAAUCCGUCUUGACUUCAGACACACUUUAUUAAAUGGUACUGAUUAGCGCGAAACCUAGUUCUUGGAGUUCCUGUUGAUUGCUUCCAGCCACCUAGGAUAAUCAGGGUUUUGCUUUGAUGGCAUACUUAAAUACCACUGUGUGUUCAUAAAACGUUAAGGUAAUUAAUCAUGAAAUGGGUUAAAUAUAAUAGGAAAUACAUCAAAAAAUCAUACAGAUAAAGAAUCUGUUAAUUAAAGAGGGGAAGGGGUUUGACGAUCAAGCAAAAAUAGGUCUAUAAGGUAUGAUUGCAAUAAAUUGAUCAAAUG